This is a messenger RNA of Gracilinanus agilis (Agile Gracile Mouse Opossum), 800 nucleotides long. RefSeq names its product Rab interacting lysosomal protein (gene RILP). The record is from RefSeq and is a predicted model, not a curated record. Bases 182 to 796 code for a protein of 204 amino acids. The transcript has 2 exons. NCBI's taxonomy places the organism in Eukaryota, Metazoa, Chordata, Mammalia, Didelphimorphia, Didelphidae.
GCCCGCCUGGGCUGGGUGGAGCCUGGCCCGCUGCCCCAGACGGGGUGCUGGUCUGGCCACUCCGCUGACCACCCACUGGCUAGGCUCCGGGGCGGGGCUCUGGCUCCGCCCCCGGCCCGGAGUCCUCGACUGCCCCGGGAAACCGGGCUGAGAGCUCUCGGCUUUGGCGGGGCCUGGGGCCAUGGAGCCCGCUGGGGCGGCUCGGCCCAGGCCGGAGCUCGUGUACCAGCUGGCCGGGGCCCUGGGUACCGAGCUCCAGAGGCUUGCCAGCCGCUUCGGGUCGGGGGCGGCCGCGGGGCUGAUGCCCCAUGUGGUACGGGCGCUGGAGCUGCUGGAGGGGGCGGCGGCGGGGGCGCCCCGCGGGCCUGAGGAGGAGGCGGAGGAGUCGCAGGGGCCUGAGCAGCGGGAUGAGUGGCUGCCAGGAGGCGGAACGGGCGGGAAGGGGAGCGCAGCGCCUCCGCCAGACGAGCGGCUCCUGCUGAGGCAGUUGAAGCAAUUGACCGACCGGCAGCGGGACCAGCUCCGUGCGCAGAGCCGGGACCUGCAGCUCCGGGGCCAGGAGGUGGAGGCGUUGCAGGAGCAGCUGCAGCGACUCCUGCGGGUCAACGGGGAGCUCCGGUGCAAGCUGGCCGCUGUACAGGUCCAGUUGCGGGCCGCGCAGCAAAGGGCAGCGGAGGCGGAGGAGGCUCCUGCUCCGGCCCUGACCCGAGAGGCGCCCGAGGGCACCGUGAGUGGUAGGGCAGCCCCUGGGCCCCGUGGGCGUGCUGGGGGGUGGGAGUUAGCCUUCCCAAUCUAGAGAA